GCGAACUAUUUCUGCUCUGCGUCAUUUUUCGUCGACGAUUUUCCGUCGGCAUGUAAACAGGAAGCAGCGGCGUGUAACUGUGCAAGACUAAAGGUGACCAUGGGAAAGAGCUGUAAGGUCGUAGUGUGUGGACUCGCAUCUGUUGGAAAGACGGCGAUACUUGAACAGUUACUGUAUGCCAAUCAUGUUGCUGGUUCAGAGCCCCUGGAGACACUAGAGGACAUUUACAUCGGCUCGGUGGAGACUGACCGCGGCACCCGUGAGCAGUUGCGUUUCUAUGACACGCGAGGUCUGCGCGACGGAGCAGAGUUCCCUCGCCAUUACUUCAGUUUCGCAGACGGCUUUGUGCUCGUCUACAGCAUCGACAGCAAGGAGUCCUUCAAACGCAUGGAAGCACUGAAGAAAGAAAUCGACCGCUGUCGUGACAAAAAGGAGGUGACUAUAGUGGUAUUGGGGAAUAAGUUGGACCUGGCAGAGCAUAGGUUUAUGGACAGCGAGGCAGCCCAGCAGUGGGCCCGGCAGGAGAAGGUCCGACUGUGGGAGGUGUCGGUGACUGACCGGCGCACACUCAUCGAGCCCUUCGUCCACCUGGCCAGUAAAAUGACCCAGCCACAGAGUAAAUCCUCAUUUCCUCUCAGCCGCAACAAAAACAAGAGCAGCGGUUCUGUAGAUAGCUAGAGAAAGAAGGAGAGAGAGAGAUGAAGAGAGGAUGGAAGGAAAGAUGAAGAGAGGAUAGAGGGAGGGAGAGAGAUGAGGAGAUGGGGAGGAGUGGUGUCUAUUAUAACAAUACUGUGCAUGUAACAAAUGAAAGUAAAGAGGGAGGUGUUAUAACUGACAGAUGCUGUAAAAAUGUUUUAUUUUGGUUUAGUUUGUCUAUAACUGAGCACAUGUUGGCAUACUACAUUCUUCCUCUACGUAUGUGAUCUUUUCCUACGUGAUCUUGGUGUACAUGAUCCAUAUGCACGUGAUCUUUGCAUACUUGAUCCGUAUGCAUGUGAUCUUUGCAUACGUGAUCCAUAUGCACGUGAUCUUUGCAUACUUGAUCCGUAUGCAUGUGAUCUUUGCAUACGUGACCUAUACGUACGUAAUCUUUAUGUAUUUGAUCUUUACAUAUGUUAACUGCCAUUUUUUUCCAUUUGUGUGUUUGCAUAUUGCUUGUGAACCAUAUUAAUAUGUUAACAGUAACUAUAUGGUAUAAGAAUUAUACAAGCUCAACCCUAAUUCAUCAUGCAUGUACAAUAAUGUAUAAACACAUAUUUUUGAAAUACACGUUAUUAUCAGGAGAAUUCUGCUGAGAAUAUGUAAAACAGCAGUUGGCCAUUUUAGGAUUCUGUCAAUGCCAAUUUUCUGUUUCAGUAGUGAUUAAAAAUGCAACAGCUUUAAGCUAUGAAAGGAAAUCUGAGUUAUUGGUCCCUCUGACACAUUUAUGUAGGAAUUAUUUCUUAUGGUCUUAUAUCUCUGAUGUAGAUAUUAUGGUAUUAGAUAUGUUAUAAAGUUAUGCAGUUUUUAUAGUUAUUUUAGACAGUUAUUUUCUGCAAUCAUGGAAGUAAAAGAAACAAUAUAAAUAAUGUUGCUAUCACAAAUUGGACCAAUGAAAUAUUUUUUUCUCAACAGAGGAGGUUUAGGGUACCAGUGGCCGUGGUAGCUCAGUGGUUAAGGUACUCAGCUUGUAAUUGAAAGGUUGCCAGUUCAAGGCCCUCAACCCUCAAUUGCUGAAGCCACUCAGCCAUGAUUUCAAGAUGCUUUGAAUAAAAGCGUCAGCAAAAUGCCAUAAGUGUAAAUGUACCUUAACCCUAGUGAACCGAGGUGGGUUAGGGUGCAUUAACCCUAGUGAACAGAGGAGAGUUGUGGUGCCUUAACCCUAGUGAACAGAUGAGGGUUGUGGUGCCUUAACCCUAGUGAGGGUGGAAACUGAUCGAAUCGGGGGGUAUUAUAACUCAGCAGUCUGCGGGACAGUGAGCACAGCUAAGGUCCAGAGCUGCAUCUCCCAGACUUCACCACCAUGUCUGAUAUAACUGAAUCAAUUUUCUCCCCUUUAGUUACUGUACAACAGACUUGGGGUUUCCAAUGAGAUUUAUUUGGGUUUUUUAUGGUGCAGGUCUGCAGUGACCUUUCAUUUCAAAUUACACGAUUUUUUUUUUCAGAUGUGUUAUUUCAAAACCCACGUUAAUAUUUCCCAAUACUUUCUGUUACCACGAAAGUUUAUUUGAUGAUAUUUAAAGGAGUGUGGGAUGAGUGACUGACUGCUAAACGAAUGGUCAGACACAAAUGCACAGGUAGCUGGUACGUUAAGCUUCGGUCGACGUUUAUGUUUACUCUAUGAAUAUCUUUUUUUCGCUUUGACAUUUCUGAAGUAAAGCAAUAUAAAGUCUA
Messenger RNA from Electrophorus electricus (electric eel), 2373 nucleotides. Its product is annotated as NFKB inhibitor interacting Ras-like 2. Gene Ontology annotation, molecular function: GTPase activity; GTP binding; GTPase activating protein binding. Gene Ontology annotation, biological process: Ral protein signal transduction; negative regulation of canonical NF-kappaB signal transduction. The record is from RefSeq and is a predicted model, not a curated record. Lineage: Eukaryota; Metazoa; Chordata; Actinopteri; Gymnotiformes; Gymnotidae.